Messenger RNA from Adineta ricciae, 852 nucleotides. Lineage: Eukaryota; Metazoa; Rotifera; Eurotatoria; Adinetida; Adinetidae. The record is from the annotation of a GenBank genome assembly.
AUGGACAGUGCGGAGAAGAUCGUGCUUGGAGCGGCAGCGAUCAUCGUUAUAAUAGUGGUUAUUGUCAUAUCAGUCGUUUACACUGUUUUACAACGCCAAGCUCAAGCUGCUCUAUCAUCAAAUGAUCUAACAGCUUAUAUUUAUAAUCAAUGUACAACAAACAUGCAAAAUCCGACGUUAUUGUUAACUUUAACUAAUCAAGAUAUGUUUGAUUAUCGACAAUUUAGUUAUUCUAUUAGNAUCGUGCUUGGAGCGGCAGCGAUCAUCGUUAUAAUAGUGGUUAUUGUCAUAUCAGUCGUUUACACUGUUUUACAACGCCAAGCUCAAGCUGCUCUAUCAUCAAAUGAUCUAACAGCUUAUAUUUAUAAUCAAUGUACAACAAACAUGCAAAAUCCGACGUUAUUGUUAACUUUAACUAAUCAAGAUAUGUUUGAUUAUCGACAAUUUAGUUAUUCUAUUAGUUCAAGUGUAAUUUCGACCAAAUUGACACUUGCUUUUGGCUUUCAACAUCAAACCGAUUUCUGGGGCCUAGAUGACAUUGUCGCUUUCGAUACAUAUACAAAAACAAGUGAUUCAACGAAUUUAGACGGUAGUUUUGAAUCAAAUAAUCUGACGAUGUCCUAUUCACAAUGUCGUUUAACAACAGAUAAAAAUAACUAUCCAUUUUUAUCACAGAUUAGUUGGGAUUUUCCUCAUUUAGGUAAUUGUUACUAUACAGACGGAACACAGAGUGGACUGACUUACUUAAUUCAGUCAUUUCCCAUUGUGGGUGGCCGAACCUACGAUGUGAGUUUUUGGCUGCAGAACAACGGAAAUGGACAAAAUUUAGCCGUCGUUCUCGUUGAUGCCUGA